Sorghum bicolor (sorghum) is the source of this 848-nucleotide messenger RNA. Its product is annotated as nuclear transcription factor Y subunit C-2. Gene Ontology annotation, molecular function: protein heterodimerization activity; DNA-binding transcription activator activity, RNA polymerase II-specific. Gene Ontology annotation, biological process: regulation of DNA-templated transcription. Bases 204 to 590 code for a protein of 128 amino acids. The record is from RefSeq and is a predicted model, not a curated record. Gene Ontology annotation, cellular component: nucleus. The transcript has a single exon. Lineage: Eukaryota; Viridiplantae; Streptophyta; Magnoliopsida; Poales; Poaceae.
ACGCCACGCGCUCCUCGAUCCACCUCUCGCAGUGUCAAACAUCACAUGCGUGUAUAUAAGACACGCACCCCCUCCUUCAAUUCAUCCAAUCUCGACCGGCCGGUGAAACUUAGUAACGACCUGUGAUAGAUCUCGUUGCACCGGCGAUCGAUCGGCGACGUACGGCGCGCGGCGGGCGGUAGCACACAGCAAAGAAAGAAGCCAUGAGGCAGGCGAGGCCGUACUCGGGGAUCUUCUGCGGCGGGGUGUCGGCGCGGACGGGGCCGCACGCGCUGCCGCUGGCGCGCAUCAAGAAGAUCAUGAAGCGCUCCGCGGGGGAGACCGCGGACGGCGGCGCCAGGAUGAUCUCCGGCGAGGCGCCCGUGGUGUUCUCCAAGGCGUGCGAGCUCUUCGUCGCCGAGCUCACGCGCCGCGCCUGGGCCGCCACGCUCGACGGCAAGCGCCGCACCGUGCACAGGGAGGACGUCGCCACGGCCGUGCACAACACCGACCUCUUCGACUUCCUCGUCGACGUCGUCACGGCGGACACUGCCGGCGGCGACGACGACGUGCACGAUGACGACAACGUCGGCGACGGCGCCCUGGGGUAAUAACCAAGCUAGCUCUGGAGACGAAUUUUCCAGUACUGCGUGCUCCGGCCGGCUUGUGGUUGUGGCUAAGAAAACCACACCUAUAUAUGCCGUAUGUCUAUUUGUGCUGCGAAAGAGGGACGACGAUGCUCGAUCUGAUUCUGAUGCAGUGACUUGUUGUAACUUCUUUCAUGCAAAUCCUAUGCAUGCAGUGGCAUGUUGUUGUUACUAGGUAGUACUGUACUAUUGAAUGAAUGAAACUGGGCAUUUGCUACUGGA